Messenger RNA from Drosophila grimshawi, 531 nucleotides. RefSeq lists its product as uncharacterized. The transcript has a single exon. Lineage: Eukaryota; Metazoa; Arthropoda; Insecta; Diptera; Drosophilidae. The coding region runs from base 1 to 531 and encodes 176 amino acids. The record is from RefSeq and is a predicted model, not a curated record.
AUGGGUCCAAAUAAGAAGCAAGGCCAUGCAAAUUGGCAGCGCUCCCAGGAGGUGUCCGGACCUGUGUCCAAGAGAGCCAAGGUCCUACCGGGGAGAUCCUUCGCCCACAUUACUAAGGAGAGGAUCAUGAUAAGGGUCUUCAACAAAGGCAAUACGGACAGAAAGAUCCCCAAAAAUCAGUGGGCGUGGGUGGAAGGAGCGCUAGCUGUCCGCUGCUUUGAACUGAUUACGAGAGAACCCGGCCCACCACCAGUAUGUAAAGAUGUUGGUUGGUAUCAAGGGAAUAACAAAGUCAUUGCCUGUGACGAUGUACGUUCCGUGGAGCUAUAUAGGGCAGCCAUAGCAAGCGUUGGCGAGGUCUAUCCAGGAGCUAGGCUGAUUAAGUGGAGCGAAGUUCAAAGUAGACCUCAGGCUCGCAUUUGGAUUCCGGCGUUGCUAAAGGAGUCACACCAGGUGUUAAUGAUGCUGCAGAGGUGCAAUACUUCCCUUCCCACCCAAGAUUGGAGGGUGGUUGAGAUAGAGGCCUCAUAG